AAGCCAACUGGACUGACCUCACACCUACACUAUCGCAUGAUCUUGAUUCGGAAGCUGGAAUGCUGCAGUAAUCGAUGCCAAAGAAGCCCACGCGCAGCGCGCGCUUUUCAAACUCACAGCCUGAAUGAAUCUUCUCCGACGUCGUCAAAGCCACAGUGGGUGCCAAACCACCACCAGCAUCUAAACUGGCAGCAGCUAAAAGAAUCACUUGCCGAGGCAAUCUCUACUCGCUGCUUCUCUUCCAAACUCCUCCAAUGCCUACAUGCCCGUGUCGUCACCUCCGGCCUCCGCCACAAUCUCUUCGUCUCCACCCUCCUCAUUGCCAAAUACUUCGCCUUUGGCAAUGCCGGCGCCGCCCGGCUCCUUUUCGACGGACAAUCUGGCCGGCCCACAAAGCCUCUUCUUUGGAAUUCGGUUAUCAGUGGAUACCUGCGUUGCGGACUUCCUCGUCUCGCGCUCGACGUUUUCCGGGAGAUGACGGCGCUUUCGUCGACGAAGUGCGAGCCGGACAGGAACACCUUCCAUCUCGCAAUUACCGCGUGCACGCGUUUGUCGGAGUUCGAGGUUGGUUUCAUGAUUGGAGAGAAUGCGCAGAUCCUAGGGUUUGAUUCAAAUAUUCUUGUUGGGACGGCUUUGGUUGUUCUGCAUACGAAGGCGGGUAAACUCGAGUCUGCGCGUCAGGUGUUUGAUAGAAUGUCACUUAAAGAUGCCGUGUCCUGGAAUGCUAUGAUUUCUGGGUAUUCGCGAGCUGGAUUGUUGUCAGAUGCCAUGGAUCUAUUCAGGAACAUGAGGCUUGUUGAUGGGAUUUCCGCUACUGAGGGCAGUUUGGUGAGCCUUUUUUCUUGUUGUGGGGAUGAAGAUCGAGUUCGUAAUGGUGAGACUCUUCAUGCACUUGUGGUUAUGACUGGUUUUGACAGAAAUCUGGUGGUUUCGAAUUCCUUAUUAGAAAUGUAUUUUGAAUGUGGUUGUUUAGAGAUUGCAGUUCAAUUGUUUGAUAUGAUGGUUUUCAAGGAUUCAGUUUCAUGGUGUACUUUGAUUGGUGGAUAUGUUAAGAAUGAGCAACCUUCUGAAGCUCUGAAGACAUUUUAUUGGAUGCUCUUUAACACUCGGAUUUCUCCCACACGGCCAUUAUUGCUUAAUGCACUUCUUGCUUGUGCGUCCAUGGGUGAUUGGGAAACAGGAAAACAGAUCCAGAUGAACUACUUGUCAAACUAUGAUGAUGAAAUGGCUUCUGAUGCUUCUCUAAUCACCGCACUUGUAUAUAUGUAUGCAAGAUGCAGAAAGAUGGAGAUUGCUUUUGAAUUUCUUGAAACAGAUUCAAGAGUGAAAGGAGACGGGAUUGCAUGGAAUGCAGUGAUCAAAGCAUGUACUGAGGUAGGAGACUUUCACCAGGUGUUUGAGCUUUCACUUAAAAUGCAAAGGAGAGGAAUUGCUCUUGAACGAGCUACCCUCUUAAUGUUGCUUUCCAUUAUCUCAACAAAUUCGCUAUCAAGAAAAGGAGCUGAAACUCAUGCUUUCAUUGUUAAGAGGGGAUUUGAGUCUGAAAGAACUAUCGCAAAUUCCUUGAUUGAUAUGUAUGCCAAAUGCGGAAGCCUUGAAAGCUCAUACAACAUCUUCAAAGGCAUACAAGAGAAAGAUGUCGUCUCAUGGAGCUCGAUGAUUGGAGCAUAUGCUUCGAACGGGAAUGUAGAAGGGGCUUUUGAUCUUUUUGCCCUCAUGAGGGAAGAAGGAACGACGCCAAACCAUUUCACGUUUAUCGCACUCUUAUCUGCUUGUAGCCAUGUAGGAUUUGUGGAGAAAGGGAGGGAACUUUUCGCAUCCAUGGAAAGUUAUGGUUUAAAUCCGAGUAUCGAGUAUUUGACUUGCUUGGUCGACAUGUAUUGCCGUGCCGGGCUUUUAGUUCAGGCACAUGAUUUGCUGAAGGAUGUGAAGCUAGAGGCCAGCUCAAGUUCUAUUCUUUGGGGAACUUUGCUUAGUGCUUGCAGAAUGCAUGGAAAUUUGGUGAUUGGGGAGGUAGCUGCUAGUCAUCUAUUCUAUUUGGAGCCAGAAAAUUCAGCUAACUACUUGAUGCUUGCAGAUAUUUAUGGCUUGUUGGGCAAGACAGAGAAUUCAAAUGCUGUUUUGAGAUUGUUGAGAGAAAAGGGAUUUGAAAAGAAACCAGGCUGUAGUUGGUUUGACGCUGGCUAGAUGUUUUGUGCUAAUUAUGAGAGUGGGAGAGAGAUCAAUGAACAUGAGUUCUAUGGAUGCUUGCUACAAGAGAGAGAUGGGUUUCGCUUGAAAAACUCUUAUUUUUGUCCCUCGCGAUUACUUUUGAGAGACAUGCAUGCUAUGCUGUGGGAUGUGAGGCUUUCU
This is a messenger RNA of Dendrobium catenatum, 2352 nucleotides long. RefSeq names its product pentatricopeptide repeat-containing protein At5g39350. Lineage: Eukaryota; Viridiplantae; Streptophyta; Magnoliopsida; Asparagales; Orchidaceae. The record is from RefSeq and is a predicted model, not a curated record. Gene Ontology annotation, molecular function: protein binding; RNA binding. The transcript is spliced from 3 exons. Gene Ontology annotation, biological process: RNA modification. The coding region runs from base 37 to 2187 and encodes 716 amino acids.